Molecule: messenger RNA, 1254 nt
Organism: Sarcophilus harrisii (Tasmanian devil)
Lineage: Eukaryota; Metazoa; Chordata; Mammalia; Dasyuromorphia; Dasyuridae
Product: pulmonary surfactant-associated protein A-like
Exons: 4
Coding region: 10-771 (253 amino acids)
Source: RefSeq, a predicted model, not a curated record
GGGAUUUAAAUGAUGGUUCUGCUGCACCUGUUCAGUCUCUUACUCCUAGAGCAAGCAUUCAUCGGAUACUGCUUAGAGUCACAAGAAAAUGAACAGCAACCACUGAUAGGUUCUGCCAUUCCUUGCCAGGGUUCUUGGAUAGCUGGAUUGCAUGGAAGAGAUGGACGAGAUGGGAGGGAUGGACUCAAGGGAGAAAAGGGAGACCCAGGUGAAAUACCUAGCUGCCCCCAGGUACAUUCACCACAGUUUGGACAUCCAGGAAUUCCAGGUCCACCAGGACUUCCAGGCAUCCAGGGCAGGAAAGGAGAACCAGGCGAAAAGCAAUCUUCUAUAACUGAUGAGCAAUUGAAGAUCAUCUCAGAAUUACAAAUGCGUGUCCUCAAAUUAGAAAGUGCCCUUGAUUUGUAUGGAAGUGCUGUUCAAGUGGGAAAAAAGUUUUUCGCCACCAGUGGUCUGGCUUCUGACUUCAGCACAGCCAAUAAAACUUGCUACAUGUUUGGAGGCGCUAUUGCCACUCCAAGAAACGCGGAUGAGAAUGCGGCUAUCCUGAAGCUCGUGAUAAAGCACAACACAUAUGGCUUCAUUGGUCUAAUGGAGGGGAAAACGCAGGGGACUUUCCAUUAUUUGGAUGGGACCACUUUGCGGUACAGCAACUGGUACCCAGGGACUCCAGAUGGGCAAGGAAGUGAAAAUUGUGUGGAAAUGUACACAGAUGGUACAUGGAAUGACAGAUACUGCUCUAAAAGCCGCCUCACUCUCUGUGAGUUCUGAGCCCCAACAAGAGCUGGACAAAAGCAUGGAUGACUCAUUGAUGAACUUGGAUGAACCAUUUAGCUCAAGAAUUGGUGGCCCAAAGGGACUUAAAAUCUUUUCCCUCUCAGGUAGCAGUCUAUGAGGAAGAGUUAUUAAUAAAUCCUAUUUUUAGCCCAUAAAAAAUGAAAAUCAUUUCUAUUUCCCCUGCCAGGACUGCCCAUCUCUAUACCUUUUCUCUCUCUAAUCAAGUCCUACUUUUUUAAGACUUAGCUAAAAAUCUGUCUCUUUUCCCCAUGUGGCCAAGCAUGAUUAUCAUUCUACAAUAAUUUCCACUUGGGAACCCAUAUGAGUUUGUACCCCCCAAAUUAAUAUUUACCACCUACUGCCUGAUCAAGUUACUUAAUAUUUCAAGUGGAUAUAUCCAUUUCUCUAUCUUGAGUUUAAGCUCUUGAAAGAGUAAGAAUUUGUCUUCUCCUCCCUUAGACUGCAGAGAGCUGAAUA